Messenger RNA from Paramuricea clavata, 6062 nucleotides. The record is from the annotation of a GenBank genome assembly. Lineage: Eukaryota; Metazoa; Cnidaria; Anthozoa; Malacalcyonacea; Plexauridae.
AAAUCAAGGGAUUUGGGACCAUAUAAAAAAUGACGAGGAGCUAUUAAAGGAUAAUAUUCAAUGUGUAAAAGAUGUUAUAGAAUUGUCUUUCCUGUUGUCAACGAAGUUGUCCAAAAAAAGUGAAAAAUAUUGUGAACGGUUUCUGGAAGGUCUUACAUCCUCCUUGUUUUUCAUCGACGUAUUGCCGCAGUUCGUUCGAAAUAAUGCCAGUGAAUUGAACAGGUAGGUGGUACCCAGCUAUUGGUGCAAGAAAGUUAGUGUUUACAAACUUUUACUUGCUAAUAUGUUUGGAGAUUAAAGUUACGGUUAAGCCAGAUCUGUUCAGUGAGGCAUCUUGUAUAUAUGAAUUGAUUCGCUGAAGUGUUUAAAAUGCCUAUUUGUUAUACAUAUUGGACGAAGUCGAGAAUUGGCGUGAAUGGAGCAUAAGCCUUAUGAAGAUAUUAACGAGGUUGAAAAGUACAGUGGACUUACAAAUCGAUGUACUGUAUAGUAUACAAAUACUAAAAGUUCUGUUGAGGCUUGCCCGAUGAUGUCUUUCAAUUCUGGAUGUUAUUUUACUUACACUGGCACUGUUGUUUUUAGAUUUAACAUAAUCAUGUUUAGGUGCAACAGGAGCAAGAUCAUAAAACGGAUUAUUGUAUCUAUUUUUUGAAGUGUUAAUUUCUAUCUUCUUUCCAGUAGUGCGUUGGCUUGCCCCUUGAAUACGCUCCAAAUAGUUCACUAUGUAGCCUAGAGAAGUAGACCAUCCCAGAUUGGUGCAGCAGGGUCCAUACUCAAGCAUGCAGAGGUCGUAUUUUAAUGCAGUAAAUUUCAAUUCCAUGAGAUGACAUAAUCUUCUGUAUUUUUACGUGUAAUUUCUUUAAUGUAAGAAUUCCAUUUCAGAUUGCUUUAACCAAGUAAACCAGUAAAUUGUGACUGUUAAUAAACCGCAAAUAGUUGUGACUGUUAUUUGUUUAAAUAAUGUUUUGAGGCGCUUUUUUGUGAAGAUUUGUUUUAAAAUUGGUUGAUAUUGAUGAUCUCUAUUUUACCAGAGACGAUAGCGAGAGAUUGAAAUCACUCCUGGAAUUAAUGAUGCAGUUUUCCACUCAAACAGCAACACAAAUAUGGAACGUGGCUGAACAUUUAGCCAACGCCAUCGAAGACAACUCCAAAUGUCAAGGUGUGAAAUAUUUGGCGGACCUUGGAAAGGUAUUGGCAAGGAAAGUGUCAGGAUUUCAAGAUGUCGACACAACUAAUUGUAAAUGGAACGAACUUCCUACUAUUCCAACGGAAAAGGAAAUCUUGGCCGGUGAGUACAAUGUCAGAUGGUGUUAAAACUACGGUUAUAGUGUUAGGGUUAUGACCAACUUUUAUGAUCACACAUACCUUACAAUUUGCUCAAACUGUUUUGUGGAUUUAACAUGAAGUACUUACCGCUCCACGUAUACGCUAUCGAUCGAAUUAUAAAUUUCGAUCAGUGGGCCCGUGAAGUAUUCGUAGUUGAAAUAGGGACGUCAAAACAUAACAUUCCUUUCUUUGUUCUAUUUUUAAACUUAUUUUUUAUAUUUCUUUGCAUUUGAUUGUGUUUGCUGCAUGAUGAAAACGUUUUCGAUCUACAUGUACUUUCACAAAGUUUGUUUCUUUUUGUUCGGAUGUUAGCAGAGCGAGUUACGUUUUUCUCUUUCGUUUUAUAAUUUUUUAUAUAAUUGCACGUUUUUGUAUACCUGGAUUAAACAACUUUCCGAUCAAGUGUUUGAUAUUACGUUUAUUAAAAGUCUAUAUUUAGUCACUAUACUUAAAGAGAAAACUGCAUGAGCAAAUUUUGUUUUAAAUUAGUAUGUAAUUUCUUUCGGCAGUUCUCUCAUAUCCAAACACCGGUCGAUACAAUGUUGUAUUAUUUCGUUUAUUUUUUAGCAUUUGAUCUAAAAUCUCUCGAACCCAUAAAACGCAAAACACCCUACACGUCCAAGGAGGAAUAUUUGGAUAUUAAUUACCGAUUACUUCGCGAAGAGUGUUUCAGAAAUUUAUGUGAUGGCAUUCAGAAUUUUCGCGAGAAUCAGAUAUGCGAGGCUCAAAAAAUGAAAAUGUACAGGUAAUUAAUGAUAUUCAAUCAGUAAGUUAUAUUUAACAAAUAUAAAAAAAAUUCCGUGUUGAUAUACAGUUAUAUAAAACGAGUGGGAAUUGGGAAAACGAAAAAUUGUUUUGAAACACGACGCCCGAGCGCAAAUAUAGCACAAAGAAAUAUAAAGAAAGAAAUUUUUUGACACUGAGUUAUAUCAAUUAACAUAGCCAGAGUAGCGGCUAUCAGGGAAAGGACAGCCUGCACGAGAUCUACUGUUUUGCCAUUUCCACCCACUUAGCCUCAUGUGGGCUACACGUACCCUACUUUCAGAACAGUUGUCAAAAUUGGCCAAUCACACAGAUUGUUUACGUUUGCAAAUUUACAUGUCAAAUUGAAGUAAUAUAGAUUGCUUUAUGUUUUCAAAUUUCAAAAUAAAAUAAUAUACGGAAGUCGGCUAAAGAAAAUUGAAUUCUCUAAAGGCACAAAAUUAUUAGCUGCAAAAUCAUGAAGAAAAAAUCUAUUUGUCGUCGAUGAAAACGAACAUGCUCGUGAAAGAGACGCUGCUAACAGACAGCAAUGCAUCGAAGACACCACAGCCAAUAUCAUUAGAGUUUUAUGAAUAGAGUUUCAUCUUUCGUAUAUACUCGUUUCUCCCUCUGGGAGAACGAGUAUAUACGGCAAAGCAUGGGGUUUCGUUCUAUAUCAACACGGCUCUUAGCCAAUCAGCGUUCAGAAUUUACAAAUGCUAUAUUAUAAAUAUUUAUAUAAAUAAUAUAGUGGACUGAUGACAAAUUGUAAGUCAAGUUUAAUUAAAUGAAAAGAUUGCGAAGUUUAUGUGUUCGUUGGUUUUUACAAGUAAAAUAAUGAGCCGAGGAACAACUAUAUUAAGUGAAUAGCAGAAUAAUUUAUGUUACAAAAUCUAAUUACUGGAUCAAGUUCCCAGUAGCAAACAAAUUUAAUAACAAAAGUGCGAGUAACUACUAUAUAAUUAUGAAGGCUAUUGCAACAGUUCAACCGACUUAUCACCAGUGAACUCUAUUUAGACUGGAACGAUAACUUGGCCGCCAUCUUUGAAGCCAAUAUGAAGCUGAAUUGACGUACAGUGCCAGUCCCUUUAUAUUGUUUUUCUAGGCGCGGUUAACACAAAUUACAGUCAGUUAUCGUUCCAGUCUAAAUAGAGUUCACUGCUUAUCACCAACGAAGUGACGAAUGUAUUGUGGAACACUUGCUUAUAUUAGUUUCAAACUUCAUUUGAGAGUCAAACUUGAAUCCCAAGUUAUUUGACUUAUCUGUUAAAUUUAUGGAGGUAUCGCUAAUUUGCAAGGAACUAAAGUUGACUUUCAAGUAUUAUUUUACCAUCUGUUUUGCCAUGAUUAACUUUCUAACUAUCACGUAGCCGAUCCAAUCCUUUGUGACAUCAAUACAAUUUUCGAUAGCAGCGACUGCAGCAAGUUGACAAUUAGCGAUGAACAAUGACCACAAACUGUCUGAAAGUUAACCAUGAUCCCAGUCUCUUCUUUACAGUAUUAAACAUUAAAUAAAAUCAGAAAUGUAAAUACUUUAGUCAAUUUAAUUUUGAUAAAAAUGGUUGCAACCAAGAUGUUAUCUGUAUUUGCCAGAAAAAUUCGUUGAACUUUCCCAAGCCAAUAACAGUCACACAAAUAUGCAUGUUGACAAUAUUUAUCAUACCCAACAGAAUGUAUCCGCUAUAAGCUACUGAUUUAUUGUAAUUUAUUCGUUUGCAAGGAUUACAUUGCACAGAAUUACUGGCGGUAACACACAAAUCUUUCUUUUGUUGAACUGUAUGGACUACUAUGAAAAGGAGAACAGGUACUCAUUCAUAUGUUCUCGUAUGUUCAUAUUUGUACGUAUUUAAAGCUAUUUUUGGAUUUAAGUCAGUAGGCAAAAGUAGGCAAAAUUGAUGUAGUUUAUAAUUUACACAUUAGGAAGAGAUUUUUUUUUCAUUUUAACACGUGCUUAACACUAAUGAGUAUUAUAUGCCAUGCAUUUGGUAUCGACUUUCAACAUUUUUUAAUUUUAAAUUUGACAAGUUUCUCAAUUGGCAGAGUUUUUCUCAAUUAGCAAUUUGACAAUUUUCUCAAUUUAUGAUAUAAUGCUAAAAUGAAGAGACCGUGGUAGUAUAGUAGGUAGUUUUCGAGUCCUUUUUGCACUGGACGAGAGGAGAGCAGUUGAUUACUUUCAUAAUGGUGAGGAGUGGAAUAUGAGGUGAUAAGUUGGACGACUUAUUAUGUAGGCAUGAUGUCACCGAUUAUGUAUGCAUUGACGUCAUGAUAGACUCGUGACAAGACCGGGCAUGUUUAGGAUAAGUAAUCGUAAGGGUGAAGAGCGAGGACGAGGUGUGAGUUAUUAUUAUGUUGUGCUGGACUCAUUGGUAAGAAAUGUGGAGGUGCACGUGGUUUCGGUAAUUAUUAUGCAAUGACGUCAAUCGCGUAACAAAGCUGUGUUAGUUUAGCGAACGAUAUGACACAUGCGGAGUAUUAUCAAGUUGAAAUCAGACAGGAAAAUACAUACAUACGGCAAAUUUAAUACCAUUUGCUAAGCACAAGUGAUUGAUAGAAAUAAAAAUCGAUGCCUUGACGAUUCUAUAAGGACUACAUUAUGUACAAGAUGUAAAACGGCAGCAUCAAUUGGAAAUAUGAACGAGAAAUGAUGCAAUGAUGGUUUGUUUAUGUGGUCAAUUUUUGGGUUGGCUGUUUUUUCGUUGUUUUGUUUACUAUUUUGUUGCUAGCUUUUGUUGCUAGCUUGUCUGCAUGGUUGCAUUAUUGUUUGGAACUUGGUUUUGCUGUCGUUUAUAAUUAGCUAGACUUGCCACAAGUUGACCUUGAACGAAACGCUAGCAGCGAGCGCAAAGUCGCUCGCGCGAGGUCGACUUGUCAUACUAGCAGGGUUUUCAAUUGCAUUUCGCGCUAAAAAAUGUGAAUAAGUUAUUGGCUAUCAAUUAACAGGGGGCUGAUUUAUCUAAUCGCAUGUGCGUCAUAUUUCAUAUUUGUCACUUCGCUUUGCGAAGCAGUCGUCCCCAAUAUAGGAACUAAAUUGACCAAACUGCUAACUUGGUCUGACCAAAUUGCCAACUUGGUCUUUCAUAAGCGAGACCAACGGAACGACGACGAGAACGAACGACUUGUUAUUUUCCGACAAGUACUCGAAAGCAUGCGGAGCUAACUCAAAGGUUAAGCUUUUCCCAUAUCCUGUCUGUGCCGAAACGAACUCAUCUCUGGCAGAUAGAUAGGCUUGAAUGGUCUGCCGUUGAACUCUAAAUAGCCAGAAAACUGCUGUGCCUUUUCAAUCGCCUUUGAAACCGAAUUCUCCAUUUAGAAAAUGCCUAAUUGUAUUAAAAUUGCAAACACAGAAAGCACAGACACAGUGUUGAAAGGCAGAACACGAAAUACUGCGUAAUUUCCUUGUUUCCGGAAGUCUGUUUAUAAAUACGUCAACAUGUCCCUUUCACGCUUCUCUGAUUGGUUGAAGGGAUCAUCAACAAAUUAAUAUACACAAUAUAUAUAGAUCAGCGUUACUGACCCAUUUUGGGGUCAGUAAAUUUGACGCGCUGCAAGUAUGACAAGUCGGCCUCGCGCGAGCGACUUCGUCGCUCGCUGCUCACGUUUCGUUCGAGGCCGACUUGUGGCAAGUCUAAUAGUUAGCUUGUAUCCUUCUUCAUUGUGUCUGAAUUACCAUCGACGAAUUAUGUUUUGUUGUCUAAUAUACAGUAUAUUUGCAACUUCCUGUUCUAUUGUGUUCCAUAAUAUAUUUCAUUAUUUGUAAUUAAUUAUUUGGUCUAUUUGUAUAUCAUUUUAUAUUAUCUUUAUUAUUCGAUAUGUUUUUGUUAUUCAUUUUGUUAUUCAGCCUGGAAGAAGAGGAAGAUACGUCUAACGAAAUACUCUAUGGUAGCUUGAUGUGUAUUUCACUGAAUAAAAAGUUUGAUAGAUUGAUAUGGGCAACAGUUGUAAAGUGUGAUCCACGACUAUGUGCACAAAGCAAUCCAAAUUCAAAUAUAAAGUAA